AUGGGUACAAGAACAACUGGCAGUUCUGAUCUUAAGGUUCUAAUGUUACCAUGGUUGGCUUAUGGUCACAUAACUCCCCAUCUACAACUAGCCAAGAAACUGGUUGACAGAGAAUCCCUCAUAUUCUGUUCCACCCCAGUUAAUCUCAUUUUCAUCAAGAACAAAAUCCCAGAAAAAUGCUCUCCAUCAAUUCACCUGGUUGAACUUCAUCUUCCUGACACCCCAGAACUUCCCUCUUCUUGCCAUACAACAAAUGGACUCCCACCCCCUCUCAUGCCAAAUCUCAGAACCGCUCUUGCCAGGGCAAAACCCAAUCUUUCCGGCAUCCUCAGGAAUCUCAGUCCUGAUCUGGUCAUAUACGAUGUUGUUGUGUCCUGGACAGCAUCGUUGACCUCUGCUCAUGGUAUUCCGGCACCAUGUUACGGAGCGCUGGGAAUUUCGGAUGCUCAAGAAGAUGAUCCUGAAGAUGAGAGGCCUAACAGGUCCUGUGACAGAAUCAUGCUUGUGAAGACCUCAAGAGAAAUUGAAGGGAAAUCCAUGGAUUAUUUAUAUGAUAUGAUGAAGACCAAGGUUUUGCCUCUGGGUCCUCUGUUUUCUGUUGUGCACGAUGAUCAGCAGGAUGAACACCAUGAGCUGAUGCAAUGGCUUGAAACAAAAAGUGAUCUUUCCACCGUUUUCGUCUCGUUUGGGAGCGAGUACUUCCUGAAAAAGGAAGAAAUGGAAGAGAUUGCUUUUGGAUUGGAGCUCAGCGGAGUGAACUUCAUUUGGGUUAUAAGGUUUCCAGUGGGAGAGAAAACUAGGCCUGAUGAAGCUCUUCCUCAAGGGUUCUUGGAGAGGGUGGAAAAAAGGGGAAGAAUUGUGGAAAAAUGA
Oldenlandia corymbosa var. corymbosa is the source of this 870-nucleotide messenger RNA. The record is from the annotation of a GenBank genome assembly. NCBI's taxonomy places the organism in Eukaryota, Viridiplantae, Streptophyta, Magnoliopsida, Gentianales, Rubiaceae.